AUCAAAUGCUUCCGAGUUCUAUAUAAAAUAAAAACAAAAUUAAAAAUGAAACAAUUUGUCCACUCUCAGUUUUUCUAGGUGCACUCUUCUGGUCCGUACAAAAAAGCCAACAGCCAAUCGGUUUUCAAACAUGGACUGAUGGAAGUGAUAAAAAGUGGAGCGUCAAUAGAAAUUAUGACCCUGGUAGCCUGAGCGCGCUGUUCCUUUCACGUCUACAUGUGAAUCUUCUUUCUUCUUCUUCUUAUUCGAUACCAUCUCCAUGUCUCAUGUCUCAUAUCUCAAUUUAACUCCAAUCAACUUACUCAGAUCACUAAUUUUCCAUGGAAAUGGCUUCGAGUCCGCGAACCGUAGAGGAGAUCUUCAAAGAUUACUGUUCCAGACGAGCUGGCGUUGUUCGUGCUUUAACUUACGAUGUCGAUGAAUUAUACGGGCUUUGUGAUCCAGACAAGGAGAACCUAUGCCUCUACGGACAUUCGAAUGAGUCAUGGGAAGUGACUCUGCCAGCUGAGGAAGUUCCACCGGAGCUUCCGGAGCCGGCACUUGGGAUUAAUUUUGCAAGAGAUGGAAUGAACCGCAGGGAUUGGCUAUCUCUCGUUGCUGUGCAUACUGAUUCGUGGUUGAUUUCUGUGGCUUUCUAUCUUGGAGCUCGUCUUAACCGCAAUGAGAGUGGUGUGUGGAAGAUUUUGAUUUGUUCAAACUCAGUUAAGGAAGAUUGGAGUGAGUUCAUUAACAAGAGAAGGAAACGUCUAUUUAGCAUGAUCAAUGAUCUGCCCACUGUCUUUGAAGAAGUUACAGAAAGAAAGCCUAUAAAAGAUAAACUUAGUGUGGAUAGCGGUAGCAAGUCUCGGGCCAGCACAAAGAGAUCAAGUGAUGGCCAUAUUAAAAGCAUCCCUAAGCUUGCACAUGAGGGUUAUGAGGAUGAGGAAGAUGAACAUAGUGAAACCCUAUGUGGGAGCUGUGGUGGAAAUUACAACGCAGAUGAGUUUUGGAUUGCCUGUGACAUCUGUGAGAGGUGGUUCCAUGGAAAGUGUGUGAAAAUAACAACUGCUAAGGCUGAGAAUAUUGAGCAGUAUAAAUGUCCAUCUUGCAGCAUGAAGAGGGGCAGGCAGUAGCAUCACUAAACUCAAGGUACAAGUGGAGGGAGGGGUUUGAAUAGCGUUCAUUCAGUGGCUGACAGUAUAGAAAGGUCUCUUCAGAAGUUAAAAAGCCAUGUAAUGAAUUUGUUCUGAUGUUGGUAUAUAUCAGAUGCUUUGAAGGGUUUCCCUGCUGAAUUCUUGCUUGUAUGUUAAACUUAUAUAUAGUAGAAGUUGCUGUUUUAUGACAGUGCUCAGUAAGAUCUGCAGGUUUGGUUUCUAUGCCCUAUUUCUUAAUGAUUCUGUUGUCAGGGUGACUCUAGGAGAGAUUAAGUCCUGUUGAUGUUAUCAACAGUUUCUGAAUCAGGACUUCAUUGCAUGAAAGAGCUACUAUAAGAGAACUUUAUUAUGUUGCCAUGUUCAAUCACCCUGCUCUUGACAGUCAUGCAUUUUAUUUUAUUUUAUUUUACUUUCAGGAUUCCCAAAUAGGUCAACCUUUUGAACUGCUGGUGAAUCCAUGGGCAGGUAAGUUUCAAAAUGAAAUGCCUCAUGGCUGCCUCUAGCUAUCUUUAAAGCAAUGUUUCUACAACACAGUUUUCAUCGACAAAUUAGAAUUGAUUUGGGGAACAGUUGACUAUGGACAGAUGCUUAUUUUUGUCAUAUGAGGCCUGAAAUUUGAUUUUCUGGAGAAGUAAAAACUAGGUAUUUGAUAUGAUUUGGAGUCUGGGAAAACUUGGUUAAUUCCAACAGUUAACUGACAUAGUUUGGCAUCUUAUCCUAUCAAAAUUUCUUAGUGCUCAUCGCCAUAUUGUGUUUACAACUGUGUUUGGCUGGGUUAUCGGGGUUGUCUUAUAAUCCUUUGAGCAAGGAAACCAUAUCGCUCAUGCGGUGCCUCAGCCUCUCUAUCCCCUAAUUCUAAUUCUGAAAUGGGUUCCAGUCGCUCAGAUGGUUCUGGCAAAAAACUAUUGCACUGGACACAAGAGCUUCAUUAUCGAUUCGAGGAAGCUGUUAAUCAGCUUGGUGGCCCUGAGUGUGAAUCUGAUCAUCCCUUUGAUAUACAUUGCAUCUAAUACACCCAAGGGAAUCUUGAAGGCUAUGGGCAUUGAUGGACUGACCAUCUACCAUGUCAAAAGUCACUUGCAGAAGUAUAGGAUCUCAAAAUUUAUACCAGAAUCAACUAGUAGAGGCAAGUUUGAGAGUAGAAAUAUUUCAGAGAUACUGCCUAAUUUUGGUGCAACAUCGUGACUCUCACCUGGACUUUGAAUGUACCACUCUUCAACUUCCUUAACUGCACAUUAACAUGAAUAUUGGUGUGAACAAUGCAGUGCAGCUCAACUCAUUGAAGCCUUACUAAUGCAAAUGGAAGUACAAAGGUGACUAAUGAUCAACUUCAGGUUCAAAGGAGUUUGAAGCUUAAAACUGAAGCUCAAGUAAGGUUCCUCGAUAGAAUUGCAGAAGAACAUAGAAACCGACCUGGAAAGCUAAAUUAUUCUCCCAGAUCGACAUCAUUGCCAUCUCUCUAUGAGGACUACUCUGAUUCAAAUGCAAAGGAUUUCGAUUCUGAUUCUGAAGUGGACAAAAAUGAAGCAAUUCAAGCUAUGAAGAGGGCGAGGGUUGAUGUUGAUGUUGGUAAUUUCUUCCCACAAAAGUUCAUGUUUGCGUCACUCAACAAAGACAUGCAACCAAAAACUUCAUAUCCUCCCUGGAAUAUGCCACCUUGCUCCUCACCUUUAGUGUCCAGCUUUUUAUAGAAUAAUACUUUUUUUUUUUUUUUCUAAAUAAUAAGUUUCAGAAUUGAUAGAGAUAUUUUCAGUUGCUCCCUGAUUACAACUCUCCUUUUCAGACCGUGGAAGUUAUCUAUCAAAUCAUCUUUUGGGAUGAUUAUAUUCUAUAUAAAUAAGAUAAAUAAGAUGAAACUAUUAUGUGAUUUAAA
Messenger RNA from Mangifera indica (mango), 3006 nucleotides. Its product is annotated as PHD finger protein ALFIN-LIKE 1-like. Bases 321 to 1112 code for a protein of 263 amino acids. Gene Ontology annotation, molecular function: histone binding; transcription coregulator activity; transcription cis-regulatory region binding. Gene Ontology annotation, biological process: regulation of DNA-templated transcription. NCBI's taxonomy places the organism in Eukaryota, Viridiplantae, Streptophyta, Magnoliopsida, Sapindales, Anacardiaceae. The transcript has 9 exons. Gene Ontology annotation, cellular component: nucleus. The record is from RefSeq and is a predicted model, not a curated record.